This is a messenger RNA of Penicillium soppii, 2133 nucleotides long. RefSeq names its product protein kinase COQ8. Gene Ontology annotation, biological process: ubiquinone biosynthetic process. The record is from RefSeq and is a predicted model, not a curated record. The transcript has a single exon. Gene Ontology annotation, molecular function: kinase activity. NCBI's taxonomy places the organism in Eukaryota, Fungi, Ascomycota, Eurotiomycetes, Eurotiales, Aspergillaceae. The coding region runs from base 1 to 2133 and encodes 710 amino acids. Gene Ontology annotation, cellular component: extrinsic component of mitochondrial inner membrane.
AUGUCAGGUAAGCGUCUAUUAGACGCUAUUCAAUUCCUCAAUGUGUCCAAAACCAUUGCAGCCAAACAUCUAGCAAUUCGUCAACAUCAGCUAGAUGUCUAUACACGAACUUCCUCCCUGACUAAGGGUAUCAAGGCCCAAACAGAAGGCCUGAUUUUGACCGCUCAAGCCGCCGCCGCCCUCGCUCGCCGAUUCGACGACUCGCCACCUCCGCCGACCCCGGCACACUCCCCCGAGUCAACGGCCGAUAAGCCCACUGCAACCUCACCCCCUUCCGACCAGGCGCGCAAGCUGCAACGUCAAGCUGAAUCCCAGAUUCCGGCUGAACCCGCGCAGUAUUUUGGUAAUGAGAAACCUGAUGCUUUGAAUGUGAGCCAGCAACAAGAUGUUUUCUAUGAACCUUCCACUCAGUCCAGGCCGAAUCUCUCAAGUGUGCCGAGAGUGAAGCUCCCCCAGGUCGCGAGCGAUUCUCAAGCUAGUAGUGACGAUGGGUUAAAUUCCGAUGUCUUCACCUCACCAGUGUCGGAUAAACCGGCACCGGUCGAGGAGAUGUCAGAGGAAAUGAUCCAGGGUCUCUUCCAUAGCCCGAGAGUGUCGCGUAUGAUCUCUGGAAAAGGACCUCCGAGGAGGGAUUGGAAGCUGGCACGGAAGCCUGAACCGUCAGGCGUGGGCGUUGCGAAGCCAAUUCCGCCGGUCCCUGCGAAAUCAGAGGCCGAGCAGAUGGAGGAGCUCGCAGCGAGCGUGGCCGAGGAUGUCGUACCAAGCACAGAGACUGUCGAAACCAAGGCCCAACCGUACCAAAUGCUGGAGUCACGCGUGCCGUCUUCCCGGCUCGGCAGACUGUGGCAGUACAGUGGCCUAGCGACCUCGAUGGCGUUCGGCGCGGUCGGGGAAGGCCUGCGACGCGCCACUGGUAGUCAGGAUAAUGGCUCGAUCAUGUUUAGUGCCGGUAACAUGGAACGCAUGGUCGCCAAGCUAUCCAAGAUGCGCGGCGCAGCCCUCAAGCUCGGCCAGAUGCUCAGCAUCCAAGACUCCAAUAUGCUCCCCGAGCCAAUCCAGCAGGUCCUCCAGCGCGUCCAGGACCGCGCAGACUACAUGCCCGCCUGGCAACGCGACCAAGUCUUAACCCAAAACCUGGGACCAAACUGGCGCGACCUCUACACAACCUUCAAUGAAGUUCCAAUGGCCGCCGCCUCGAUCGGUCAAGUCCACUCGGCCGUCCUAAAGAGCACCGGCCAACCAGUCGCUGUGAAAGUCCAAUACCCCGGCGUCGCAGACUCCAUCGAUAGCGACCUGAACAACCUCUCCAUCCUCCUCACAGCCUCCCGCCUCCUUCCCCGAGGCCUGUACCUAGACAAAACCAUCGCGAACGCACGCACCGAACUCGCCUGGGAAUGCGACUACAUCCGCGAAGCCGAAGGCGCGAACCACUUCCGCACCCUCCUAGCCAACGACCCCGUCUUCGUCGUCCCCGAAAUAAUCCCCCACGCCUCCGGCAAACAAGUCCUCACCAUGGAAAUGCUCAACGGCACAACCGUCACCCGCAUAACGGACUUCACACAAUCCCAACGCGACUGGAUAGGCACGCACAUCAUGCGCCUGUGUCUCCGCGAAAUCACCGAAUUCCACUACAUGCAAACAGAUCCGAACUGGACCAAUUUCCUGUACAACGCGCGCACCAACAAGCUGGAACUCCUGGACUUCGGCGCCUCCCGCGCCUACCCAGAAAAAUUCAUCACAACCUACGUGCGCACGCUCAUCGCAGCCUCCAAAAACGACCGCCAGAAAUGCUACGACCUAUCUAUAGACCUCGGUUACCUCACCGGAAUGGAGAGCAAGGCUAUGGCAGACGCACACGUCUCCUCCGUCACUACCAUCGCGGAGCCUUUCAUGCUCUCCUCGCCGGACCUGUACGACUUCAGUAACCAGACUAUCACGGACCGUGUGCGUGAGCUAAUCCCGACUAUGAUUCGUGAGCGGCUCGCGCCCCCGCCUGAGGAGACGUACUCCUUGCAUCGCAAGUUGAGUGGUGCUUUCCUGCUUUGUGCUAGGCUGGGGAGCCGGGUGCCUUGUAAGCAGCUGUUUAUUGAUGCUAUUAAGGCUGCCGAGGAAAAGGGGUUGAAGCUGGAUUAG